Meloidogyne enterolobii is the source of this 741-nucleotide messenger RNA. Lineage: Eukaryota; Metazoa; Nematoda; Chromadorea; Rhabditida; Meloidogynidae. The record is from the annotation of a GenBank genome assembly.
UUUAUUUUGGAAAAUGGAUGAGUACGGAAUUGAGGAAUUGUAUAAUGGAGUUAUUAAUGAUGUGAUCAAUCAAGUACGUCCAGCAUUUUCUGAUGAUGGCGUUGAUAUUGAAAUUUUGCGACAUUUGAAGAAGGCGUGGGAAGAGAGGCUUCAAACUGCUAAUGAAUGGUCAGGAUGUAGUGCGUCAGAGUCAAAGAGUCAUACCGGAACUGAAAUUUCACAGUUGGAUGGCGGAGGGCCAACUAUGGAUGACAGUUCUUCUGAAGAAGAGGAAGUGGUUGAAUCAACUGAAACUAAAGAGCAUUUGAAAGAAACUGAUGCAAACAAAAGUUCUGGCGAUGAAGAAGAACCGCCGCUAAAUUCUGAUGAUGAUGGAGAAGAUGAAAAUGCUGAAACAAUUUUUGAGACGGACAAUAUUGUGCUCUGUCAAUUUGAUAAGAUAGUUCGAACUCGAAAGAUGUGGAAGUUUCAUUUAAAAGAAGGGAUUAUGACUAUUCGCGGAAAAGAAUUUUGCUUUCGACGAUGUAAUGGAGAUGCUGAAUGGUAGAGGAAACUUUUGAGAGAAAAAUUGUUUUAAAAAGCGCUUUUAAUUUUAUGUAAGAUCUCUUUUAUGUUAAAAAGGUUUGGGAUUUCUUUUUGAUUUAUAAAUUUUUUGUUUUCCUUUUUGUGUUGAGUUGACUGUUGAUUCGUCAUACAUAUACCGGAGUGCACCUUAAUGCCAAAAGGCUUUAAUGCCAUCCC